Messenger RNA from Penicillium arizonense, 2019 nucleotides. RefSeq names its product aromatic amino acid ammonia-lyase. The transcript is spliced from 2 exons. NCBI's taxonomy places the organism in Eukaryota, Fungi, Ascomycota, Eurotiomycetes, Eurotiales, Aspergillaceae. Gene Ontology annotation, biological process: L-phenylalanine catabolic process. Gene Ontology annotation, cellular component: cytoplasm. Bases 1 to 2019 code for a protein of 672 amino acids. The record is from RefSeq and is a predicted model, not a curated record. Gene Ontology annotation, molecular function: ammonia-lyase activity.
AUGGUUCAGGGGAAGGAAAAGAUUAUCGUCGAUGGACAGUCCCUUGAUAUAGGCUCCGUCUUUGCAGUUGCAAGAUGCCAUGUGGAACCGUCUCUCACAGAUGACCGGAAAGUUUUAGCCCGUGUCAACCAGAGCAUUGACUUCCUAACCCAAGAGCUGAAGGCCGGCCAUACUGUCUAUGGUGUCACAACUGGAUUCGGUGGCAGCGCCAAUACUCGCACUGCUGACUAUGAAACAUUGCAAAAGGCAUUGAUUCAGCACCAUAACAGCGCGGUGGCAUUUCCUUAUCCUGGCAGCCAGUCUCCCAACCGUGAAAACACAACUUUGGAUGACCUGAAGAGCCAUGUCAUGCCCGCAUCCACUGUCCGAGCAGCAAUGCUAACUCGAUGCAACUCUCUCUUGCGUGGUCACUCAUCCGUUCGGAUUGAGGUUAUCGAAAACAUCAUUGCCCUUCUCGCGAAGGAUAUGACCCCAGUUGUCCCCCUGCGCGGUAGCAUUUCAGCUUCUGGUGACCUCACGCCCCUGGCCUACAUUGCCGGUGCACUGGAAGGAAACCCCGAUAUCUUGAUCCAGCGUCCCACAGCCAGUGGCUAUGAAAAGGUUCCAUCCAACAAAGCCUUAAAUGAAGCCGGUCUCAAAGCUCUGACUUUUGGACCAAAAGAAGGAUUGGGAUUGCUGAACGGAACAGCCUUCAGUUCCGGUUCCGCCAGCCUGGUGAUGUUCGAAGCAAACCAGCUGGUCCUCUUGUCUCAAGCACUGACAGCCAUGGGCACCGAGGCAAUGAUGGGUACCCGCCGCAACUACCAUUCUUUCAUUUCCGAAGUCCGCCCUCACAGCGGCCAGAGCGAAGCUGCUGCCAACAUCUUCGAUCAUCUAGAAGGAUCAAAGCUAGCAAUUGACGAAGGUCCCGGCGGGGAAGCCAAACUCGCCCAGGAUCGGUAUGCCUGGCGCACCGCACCACAGUGGAUUGGCCCCCAGUUGGAGAAUAUGAAAUUGGCUGCUGAGCAGUUGCAAUGUGAGCUUAACUCCACGACAGAUAACCCCCUCGUCGACCCUCCCAACGAAGAAAUCUACCAUGGUGGAAACUUCCAGGCCGUCUCUGUCACGUCGGCCAUGGAAAAGACCAUGUCAGCUAUGCAGAUGCUAGGAAAGAUGUUCUUUGCGCAGUGCUCUGAACUGAUUAAUCCUAUGCUGAGCAAUGGAUUGCCACCAAACCUGUGUUUCGAUGAUCCGAACAUCUCGUUCGCUUUUAAGGGUGUCGACAUCAACAUGGCUGCGUAUAUGUCUGAGUUGGCGUAUCUCGCUCAUCCGGUUACGAACUAUGUUCAAAGUGCUGAGAUGCACAACCAGAGUCUCAACUCUCUGGCAUUUAUCGCUAGUCGCUACGCUGGCGAUACCGUUGAGUUGCUUUCACUCAUGACUGCCACAUACCUCUACGUCAUCUGUCAAGCUCUUGAUCUACGUGCAUUGCAUAUAGAGUUUAUCAGUACGGCCCGGCCAAAGGUUGACGAAAUCACGAAGGAGCUUAUUAACUCAGAGAGCCGAGGCAUGUCAAUUGAAGCUUCUCAGAAGGGUGUGUGGGAUAUAUUGAUGGGCCAGUGGGCACAGAACAGCUCCAAGAACCUGCCUGAGCGUAGCUCAACGACCGUGGCUUCAUCCCUCGGACAAGUCCUGCAGCUCGUCGGUGUAAACAGCCUCAAGGCCAACCCCGAGCAGUGGAUGCAACAAGUGGAUGAUAUCCUGGUUGGGUCUUAUGCGGGCACAGUGAAGCAGUUCUUGACUGCAACUACCACGAAACAAUAUCUUGGUACUUCAUCAACGAUCCUGUAUGAGUUCGUUCGAGAAACUCUAGCAGUCCCCAUGCAUCGCGGAGUUAUUGACCACCCGACUUAUGACUCUGGCGAGCAGGCUUCGGAGAAGAAGACUAUUGGGUCGAACAUUGCUCAAGUCUAUACUGCCUUGCGCGGUGGGAAGUUUAUGGAUGUUCUAUUGAGAUGUCAUGCAGUUGCUGGCAACUGA